AUGUUCUACUACGAAGACGGAACCCAUGUCUUCCAGGCUCAAAGUUCACUAUUCAAAGUCCAUAAGAGUGUUCUCUCCGACAAAUCCAUCGCCUUUAAGUCUAUGUUUGCUGCACAAGACAGAUUUGAACUGUUUCUGUCCGUGUGCUACAACAAAUGGCGCCCAGAUACUUCACAGGCAUCCGAAACCACCCUUCUUCAGCUCCUUGAGCUUAGUUGCAUGUAUGAGUCCAAGGACGUCCGUGAACACGCCAUCAAGCAACUCGCCUCUCGCUGCUAUACCAUCAAACCUAUCACACUGAUCUCCAUUGCCCUAAAAUAUCAUAUCAAGGACAUCUUCUGUUACGCAUUCAGACAGCUCAUCCCAAAGCCUAUAAACGAACUCAACCACGCCGAUUAUGAGCUUCUUACUGUCCCUGUAUGGAUGACGCUCCUCAGAGUCAAGGAUCCUCAGCCAUACAACUCUGCGGUCAAGCAAUUUGAAGGUCUUAGCUAUGGGAGUGUCGACCCCGAGUGUUGGAGAGUGAUGCUCACUCUUGUCAAGGAGGGAAAGGCAUUUCAGCACGAAGAUGAUCUCAUUUACCGCACAGCUCGGGGACUGGCAGAGUACUUGAUCCACGAACCCUUCUUCGGCGAUGAUAUAGACAUGUGA
Pisolithus orientalis is the source of this 651-nucleotide messenger RNA. RefSeq lists its product as uncharacterized. The transcript is spliced from 5 exons. Lineage: Eukaryota; Fungi; Basidiomycota; Agaricomycetes; Boletales; Pisolithaceae. The coding region runs from base 1 to 651 and encodes 216 amino acids. The record is from RefSeq and is a predicted model, not a curated record.